AUAACAACAAUAUAUUGUGAUGUGUUUUGCAAUAAUGCUAUUGAAGUGCUAACCCUUUUUUAAUGGAUUUUUAUUUAUUUAGUUAAUUUAAUUUAUAUUUAUUUAUUAUAUACAACAACGACAUCAGCUAUAAUAAUGUGUUUAUAUUUAUUUAUUAUAACAAUAAUUAUUACAUCAAUUGACUAUUCAUAUCAAGGAAGUGCACCCAAAUUAAAGCCAUUUUUGUUUGAACGAAAUGUGGCCACCGGUCAAUCGGUUCGGGUGUACUGUCGCCUACUGGAGGGCAGUCCUCCCGUAUCGUUCCGGUGGCUAAAAGACGGCCACCAAUUAAAGCCAAUGACCUUAGAGUCGAUGGGAGUUGUCAUAGAGUCGCGCGAAGAUUACUCAUCGCUGGUUAUCGAUCGCGUCUCAGCCAUCACUUCAGGCAUCUAUACGUGUCUUGUGUCCAAUAUUUACGGCUCCGACACCUAUAGCGAUGUGCUUGUUGUUGAAGUUCCGCCAUACUUGAGAUCAUCGGUAUUGAUACCAAUAUUGGUGGCAAUUGUCAUAAUAGUGAUGGCCUGUUCCGGUGCUUAUGUCUAUAUAAAAAUGGAAGAACGAAACGCUCAGUUAGCCAAAGCAGGUAUACUAUCCGUUAGUCCAUCGAAACAAUUUCAUUAUAUCGACACAUCAGCCACACCUCAUAUGAGCCAUAGGACUAGUAUAGUGUCCGAAGAGGGAUCGCUUGCCUUUAAAUAUAGCGAUUCAUCAGAUAAAACAAAACCAUUGUUGGCCAGACCGGGACAGCCGGCUGUCCUCUGGGCUCACGAAACAAUCGCCGAAGAGAGCGAUGAAAAUUCAUACGCUAGUCUUCCCUUUCAAAAGCAACAUAUGGCUAGUUUUAAGUGUCAGCCAAACGGUGAACCACCUCAACUGCCGCCUCCCCUUCCACCUGACAAUCGCACCCUUAUGUAUGAUACGCCUCCCAAUACAUCGGGCGGCGGCAAUGUUUUCUGCAAAGUAGACGUUCAUCAUAACGACAACAGUGACUCUUAUGACGAAUUUUUUAAACCACAUCACGUCUGAACAUCAAACGUUGAUUAUUUAGACAACUAUUUACAAAAUGAUAAUUUUUUUAUUGAUAUUUUAUUUUAAUUGAAUAACUCAAAUUCAAGACACACAAAAAAAAGAGACAUAUAUUUAUCUCAAUGAACAUGUUUUUUAUUAAUAAUGCCCAUUUCAAUCCAUUUGAGUGAUAAACAUAAAAAAUAUUUUAGAUUUUUCUACAAUUUAAACAAUUUUUCGCAUUUAGUCGAUAAUAGUAAUAAUGAUGACGUGAUUUUAUAGUUUAUUGUAAUAGUUUUAUUUUAUAAAUUUCAAUGGAUUUAAAAAAUUAUUUGCAAAUAUAUAUAUAUAUUUGGCAUAUAAUUAUGUUUUAAUAUUU
Oppia nitens is the source of this 1423-nucleotide messenger RNA. RefSeq names its product hemicentin-2-like. NCBI's taxonomy places the organism in Eukaryota, Metazoa, Arthropoda, Arachnida, Sarcoptiformes, Oppiidae. Bases 136 to 1065 code for a protein of 309 amino acids. Gene Ontology annotation, biological process: cell-cell adhesion; axon guidance. The transcript has 3 exons. The record is from RefSeq and is a predicted model, not a curated record. Gene Ontology annotation, cellular component: axon; plasma membrane.